This is a messenger RNA of Carya illinoinensis, 1099 nucleotides long. RefSeq names its product 26S proteasome non-ATPase regulatory subunit 10. The record is from RefSeq and is a predicted model, not a curated record. The transcript is spliced from 5 exons. The coding region runs from base 90 to 821 and encodes 243 amino acids. NCBI's taxonomy places the organism in Eukaryota, Viridiplantae, Streptophyta, Magnoliopsida, Fagales, Juglandaceae. Gene Ontology annotation, molecular function: protein binding. Gene Ontology annotation, cellular component: nucleus; cytoplasm.
CUCAUUGCUGUCUUUCCGAAGUAAGCCCAUUUCCGACGCACCGAUACGAUCGAUCCCUAAAACCCUGACCCAUCCGUACAUCCAGCGCUAUGGACAUGGAGAUCGAUCCUCCGAUACUAGAGGUUCAGUUCAAAGACGAUGAUCUCUUCGAAGCCGCGGAAUCUGGCGACGCCUCGACGUUUAAAUCUCUUUCUCGGGAGCAACUCUCCAAAGCUCUCUCUCUGAGGAACGAGGACGGCCGGUCCCUCAUCCACGUCGCCGCCUCUUCUGCUCGAGCCGAGGUGGUAAAGAUACUAUCGUCAAUUGAUGAAUCUGCAAGUGUGAUAAACAGUGCAGAUGAAGAAGGGUGGGUGCCACUUCAUUCUGCGGCUAGCAUUGGGCAUUCAGAAAUAGUGGAAAUUUUACUAAGUAGAGGUGCUGAUGCUAAUUUGAAAAACGGUGGUGGCCGCACUGCUCUUCAUUAUGCUUCCAGCAAGGGAUGGCUGAAGAUUGCUGAAAUCCUGAUCUCACAAGGGGCUAAGAUUAAUCUGAAGGACAAGGUUGGAGCCACCCCAUUGCAUCGAGCAGCUAGCACUGGGAACUCAGAAUUGUGUGAACUUUUAAUUGAGGAAGGAGCAGAGGUUGAUGCUGUUGAUAAAGCUGGUCAAACUUCUCUUAUGAAUGCAGUUAUUUGCCAUUAUAAAGAGGUAGCUCUCCUUUUAAUAAGGCAUGGAGCAGAUGUAGAUGUCGAAGACAAGGAAGGAUACACUGUUCUUGGUCGAGCUUCAGAUGAUUUUAGACCAAUACUGAUCGAUGCCGCCAAGGCCAUGCAAGAAGGCUGAAUUUUGAAGUAAUUUGCAGUUUAGGAGGGGGGAUUGCUAGGUAUGAAGCUGAAGUGUGCUUUGUUGAGGGUUUGUACCGUUUGGAUACUUAAACUUGUUUCAUAACAAAAAGUGGGGAAUCCAAUGUACAGCUACAUGAAUCAUCGAGCUUGCAGUUAGCUAUAUUUAGUAGAGCUUACUGCUGCUUGAUUCAUCGAUCAAACCGAGGUUAGGUUGUAGAAUUCAAGCAAACUUGUGGGAUUUCUGCCAUGGAGCUUAAAAAAACGGAUUUAAGCAAA